This is a messenger RNA of Eucalyptus grandis, 368 nucleotides long. Its product is annotated as polcalcin Bet v 4. Gene Ontology annotation, molecular function: calcium ion binding. The record is from RefSeq and is a predicted model, not a curated record. NCBI's taxonomy places the organism in Eukaryota, Viridiplantae, Streptophyta, Magnoliopsida, Myrtales, Myrtaceae. The coding region runs from base 25 to 273 and encodes 82 amino acids. The transcript has a single exon.
AGGUUAAAAACAGGGGUUGAGACAAUGGCAGAUGAUGGCAAGGCCGAGAGGGACCGGAUAUUCAAGCGGUUCGACGCCAACGGGGACGGCAAAAUCUCAUCCACCGAGCUGGGCGACGCGCUCAAGACCCUAGGCUCUGUCACCGGGGACGAGGUCAAGCGCAUGAUGGCCGAGAUCGACACCGAUGGCGAUGGCUUCAUUUCCCACAAGGAGUUCACCGACUUCGCACUGGCCAACCCGGGCUUGAUGAAGGAUGUUGCCAAGAUCUUCUAAUGAUCUCGCGACAUUUGAAAUCGACCCAUUUUCUAUCAUAACCACAUAAUUUGAGGAAUUUAAGCAUGAUCAUAUCCAAAAUUCCAUCACGGUUA